Messenger RNA from Ectocarpus siliculosus, 1551 nucleotides. The record is from the annotation of a GenBank genome assembly. Lineage: Eukaryota; Phaeophyceae; Ectocarpales; Ectocarpaceae.
AUGCCCUGCAGACAGAUCCUGCAGACUGUGAACACUACAAGGUGUGCGGGAGGGAGAGAGAGAGGGCAAGGGUCUCAGCAGGGCGGGCGCGGAGCAGCGCGUAGCACCAGCAGCAGCGGGAGCCAGCGACGGUUGUACGCGUUCACUCGAAGGUCGGAGCAGGAGCGAAGAGCACUAGAACAGGCAACCGACGAUGAGCAGGCAGCAGACGCAUCAUCUGCGCAACAGCAAGUCGAGGACAGCAGUCCAACUGCUGCUACCGGCAACUCAGCACAACAUGCAGUAGCGUCAACCGGAAUUCGGAACGCGAGGGCACUCCGAGCGGUGUCCGCGCUAUCCCAAGGGAAAGGGUUUAGGGCCGCGGCCACGGCGCUCAGGGCGUCCGCGACGGGGUUGGAUGUUGGGGUGCCGACGGAGGCAACGACGACGACCCGACCCAAGAAAAUAUUGAUCAUCAUGAGCGACACCGGGGGAGGGCACAGAGCAUCUUCGCAGGCGCUGAACGCGGCUCUCGAGAACCUCUACGGCGACCAGAUCCACACAGAUAUCGUGGACAUCUGGACAGAGUACGGCCGGUUCCCCUUCGCCGAAGCCGUGCGGACGUACCAGUUUUUGGGGAAGCGCCCCUUCCUGUGGAAGCUUUCGUACGACAUGGCCCGGUUCCCGCCCACCCGGCGGUGGGCAGAGGUAAUGGCAAACCUGACGUGCCACCGGAGCUUCCGAAGCUGCCUGGAGAAGUACGAGCCGGACCUGGUCGUGUCCAUGCACCCCCUGUGCCACCACGUGCCCCUGAGGGUGCUAAAGAGAAUACGGGAGGACACGGGGAAGGAGAUUCCUUUCGCCACCGUUGUCACCGACCUCGGCUCGGCGCACCCAACGUGGUUCGACCCAAGGGGAGACCUUACGUACGUACCGAGCGACGUGUUGAGAGAAAGGGCCCGGGCCAGGGGCAUCCCGCAGCACAAGCUCAUGCAGUUCGGGCUUCCCGUGCGCGACGCCUUUUGGGAAGAGUCGUCGGACAAGCAAGCGGUGCAGCAGAGGCUGGGCUUGAAGGCGGGAGUGAGGACGGCGCUGAUCGUGGGAGGAGGGGAUGGCGUUGGCAAGCUGCAUGACAUCGCAACAAAGGUCGCAGAUCGGUUGGCCUCGGACCACCACCCGGGGCAAGUGGUGGUGGUGUGCGGCACGAACAACAAGAUGAGGGAGGCGCUGGAGGCGCACGCUUGGCCGGGGGAAGGGAGCGGGGUUAACGUGCGGGUGCUGGGCUUCGUGUCUAACAUGGACGAGUGGAUGUCGGCGUCCGACCUGUUGGUGACGAAGGCUGGACCGGGGACAAUAGCAGAGGCGUGCACGAGAGGUCUCCCGGUUAUCCUCUCCUCCUUCUUGCCAGGGCAGGAGGCCGGCAACGUGCCGUACGUGACGGACAACCACUUCGGGCUCUACAGAAAGAAGCCGAGAGACAUCGCCCACGAGUGUUGCCUGCCGCCUGGCGUGUUGCCGACGAGCGAACUGGUGGGCAGGAGAAAAGGCGGGUCGGCAAGCAAGUGCUGCUAG